AUGAAGAUGAAAAUUACACCACCAGCAAUCGACAGGCAGACUUUUGGACUGGUGAAAUCAAAAUGGUUACACACGUUGUACAAAUGGAAAUUGAUCGAUGCCAGCUAUGCAAUCAUACUUGUCAUUUUAGAUGCAACGGUGGUACACUGGGCACACCCGUACGAAAGACAGUUUACAAUAAACGAUAUCACGAUAAGCCAUCCAUUUGCCGAACAUGAGCAUGUUCCGGCUUCCAUGCUUCUUAUUCUUAUUCUUGCAAUUCCACCUGUUGUUUUCUUUGUGGUGGACAUGCUUUUCACUCCAAGGGGCCACAGGUUGUACCUGUUCUACAUUUCAUACUUGGGCUUUGCCGUUUCUGUCACAACUUGCGACCUUAUUGUUGAGACAAUGAAGAAUUGGAUAGGAAGAUGCAGGCCAGACUUCCUUGCCAGGUGCAUUCCAAGCGACGAUGCGGUUGCAGACACGCUAUACUACGCCAGUGAAAUCUGCACGACGAAAAACGUCAGUCGACUUCUAGAUGGUUUUCGCACGACCCCGUCUGGCCACUCGUCGAUGGCAUUUUCGUGCUUUGGAUAUCUGACACUCUGGAUGCUUGGUCAGUUUUUGGGAUGCUCCUGCAACUAUGUCGGUGCCUGGAGGUUUUUGGUCUCUUUUGUGCCUUCUCUCUUUGCUGCAUAUGUUGCAUGUUCCAGAACUCAGGACUACAGGCACCAUUUUGUGGAUGUGAUACUUGGCUCCUCCAUUGGCUGGCUUAUGGCCUGGUGGUCUUAUCGCAGGUACUUCCCUAGUGUCUUUAAUAGGAGCUCAUAUGUACCAAGUAUCAUCUUGGACAUUUCCAAACAUGGACUUGACGAUAUUCAGACCCAUGACUUCUAUAAUGAGCAUAGCUCAGAUAUGGAGGGGUUUGACUUGGAAAGUCGCGGUGCUGACAUAAGCAGUGAAGCUAAUACAAGCAGCACUGCUCCAUUAAAUUAUGAUAGGGAUGUUAUAUAA
Brettanomyces bruxellensis is the source of this 993-nucleotide messenger RNA. RefSeq lists its product as uncharacterized. The transcript has a single exon. The record is from RefSeq and is a predicted model, not a curated record. Gene Ontology annotation, molecular function: phosphatidate phosphatase activity. Gene Ontology annotation, biological process: phospholipid metabolic process. Lineage: Eukaryota; Fungi; Ascomycota; Pichiomycetes; Pichiales; Pichiaceae. Bases 1 to 993 code for a protein of 330 amino acids.